CCCGCCCCCACCCCGCCCAACACACCGGGCCCCGCCCUUCGUCCCGUACGCGGCGACCUAUUCUCUGGCUUCUUUAAGGGGCAUAGAGCAAGUACGCCAUGUGCGUGCCAAAGUGCUAAGCAGACACGCCCCGGGUUGAGGGUUAUGGAAGUCAGGUGGAGGGACUGAGGAGGUGGGGUGGGCACACGGAGCAGUCACUACCGAGCAUGCUCAAUCGAGGGUUCGACUACCGGCCUGGCUCGAGGGCUUAGCCCCGCAGAGGGACAGUGAGGCUGUCUUGUCGAGAUACCAUGGAAAAGUAUCAGAUUUUGCAAAAGCUGAGUCCUGGGGCCCUAGGGGUGAACCUGGUGGUGGAGGAACUGGAAACUGAAACCAAGUACUUGAUAAAGCAGGUAGAGUGUAUUGAUGAGCACCAUGCCAACAAGGCCCUGGAGGAGCUGAUGCCCCUGAUGAAGCUCCAGCACUCCAACAUCUCUGUGUACCAUGAGAUGUUCAUCAUGUGGGACAAUGAGAUCUCCUCUCUGUUCCUCUGCCUGGUGAUGGAUUAUUACAACCAAGUAACCCUCCAGAACAUCAUGGAGAAUAAGAGGAAGAUAAAAGAGGUUGUUGACACUGAGUGGAUGCACACCAUACUAAGCCAGGUGUUGGAUGCCAUCCAGUACCUACAUGAGUUGAACAUCGUUCACAGGAACCUCAAGCCUUCCAACAUCAUCGUCAUUAACAACAGCUACUGUAAACUGCAAGACUUGAGCUCCCAGGCACUGAUGACCCAUGAAGCCAAGUGGAAUGUCCGAGCAGAAGAAGACCCCUGCCAGAAGUCCUGGAUGGCUCCUGAAACUCUCAAAUUCUCCUUCUCCAUCAAAUCCGACAUCUGGUCCCUGGGCUGCAUCAUUUUAGACAUGGCCACGUGCUCCUUCCUGAAUGACGCAGAAGCCAUGCACCUGCGGAAGUCCAUUCGCCACCAUCCAGGCAGCCUGAAGCCCAUCCUGAAAACCAUGGAGGAGAAGGAAAUCCCUGGUACAGAUGUCUACUAUUUGCUUCUGCCCUUUAUGCUGCAUAUCAACCCCUCUGAUCGACUAUCAAUCAAGGAUGUGAUUCACGUCACCGUCAUGAGCAACUCCUACAUGACCUCCUGUGUUGCUCUGAACAUGCAGCGGCAGGUGGUGCCCAUCUUCAUCACUGACGUACUGCUAGAGGGCAACAUGGCCAACAUCUUAGAUGUCAUGCAGAAUUUCUCCCAUCGACCAGAGGUCCAACUCAGAGCCCUUAACAAGCUUCUGACAAUGCCAGAGGAUCAGCUAGGCCUGCCGUGGCCCACAGAGCUGGUAGAGGAGGUCAUCACCAUCAUAAAGCAGCAUGAGAAGGUCCUGGAUAUUCUGCUCAGCGCCUGCUCCCUGCUGCUGCGUGUUCUGGGCCAAGCACUGGCGCAUGACUCAGAAGCUGAGAUCCCGAAGAGCAGCUUGAUCACCUCCUUCCUGAUGAAUGCCUUGCAGAGCCACCCUAACUCUGAAGGCCUUGUUCUUGUGACCUACAAUGUGCUCAGCAUCAUCUCUAGCCAAGGACAGAUCUCAGAGGAGCUAGAAGAGAAGAGAUUGUUUGAGCUUGCCCAAAAGCACCUGGAGCGCUUCCAAGAGGACAGGGACAUCUGCCUCGUUGACACUGUGAACAAAGAGCCCUUGGAGAACCUCUCAGUCUCAGUCACCUGGGUGCUGGCUUUUCAUCAAGAGGACAUGGAAGUAACAGAGGCUGGCUGCGCAGUGCUCUGGCUUCUGUCCUUGAUGGGCUGCAUAAAGGAGGGUCAGUUUGAGCAGGUGGUCGUGCUGCUGCUGAGAAGCAUCCAGCUAUGUCCUGGCAGAGUACUUCUGGUGAACAAUGCACUCCGCGGCUUGGCCAGCCUCGCAAAGGUGUCUGAACUGGUGGCCUUCCGAACAGUAGUACUGGAAGAGGGCAGCAGUGGCCUCCACCUCGUCCAAGACAUCUACCAGCUCUACAAGGAUGACCCUGAGGUGGUGGAGAACAUCUGCAUGCUGUUGGCCCAACUGGCCUCCUACAAGGAGAUCCUGCCAGAGAUGAUGUCUGGAGGCAUCAAAGACCUAGUCCAGGUGAUCCGGGGGCGCUUUACCUCCAGUCUGGAGCUGAUUUCUUAUGCUGAUGAGAUACUUCAGGCAUUGGAAGCAGCUACACAUCCUAGCCCCCAGGAGGAUCAGCUUGAACCUCCUGCAAUGCUGGAAGCCUCCAAGGUCUCCCCACUGCAGGCAGAUCCUCUCCUCAGGCCCUGACAUGCUGCCCUCCAGGUCCUGUGGUAAGGGAAAGUAUCACUAGGUCCAGUAUUGUAUCUUGCACUCCAUGGUGACUAAUAAAGAAGCCCCAGGGUAUUCCUGGCAUACCUGGC
Rattus norvegicus (Norway rat) is the source of this 2392-nucleotide messenger RNA. RefSeq names its product serine/threonine kinase-like domain containing 1 (gene Stkld1). The record is from RefSeq and is a predicted model, not a curated record. Gene Ontology annotation, molecular function: ATP binding. Lineage: Eukaryota; Metazoa; Chordata; Mammalia; Rodentia; Muridae.